AUGUCUUUGCCUUCUACCACCGUGACCACGGCCACUCCGCUGUCAUCAGACACUCAGAGUGAAUCACUAAAAGCCGCGAUUUUCCAACGUCUACACCCUCGUGUAUACCUUGAACGAUUUCUAGCAGAAGGAAUAAGACCAGAUGGUCGGACCGAGGCGGAAUGGAGAACGGUAGACAUUAAUAUCGGAUCGAUAUCGACCGCCAACGGAUCUGCACUGAUUCGGAUGGGAGGAACAACAAUCGUCUGUGGCGUGAAAGCUGAGAUUGCAGAACCGGAACUUGAUCGUCCAAACGAGGGUUUCUUAGUACCCAAUCUCGACCUUCCCGCAAUCUGUUCAUCCAAAUUCAAGCCUGGACCCCCAUCGGAAGAGGCACAAAUUCUGUCAGAAAGGCUCAAUGAUGUCCUGGUUGCAUCAAAUAUCCUUUCACUCUCUUCUCUCUGUAUCCAUCCAGGACAGUCUGUCUGGGUUCUUUACGUUGACGCGACGUGCAUAAAUUACGAUGGAAACGCGUUCGAUGCAGCCGUUUUGGCGAUGGUGUGUGCGUUGCGGGAUACCAUUCUUCCCCAAGCGACGUAUGAUGAGGUCACCGGCCGCACGACAUGUUCACCCAUCCAUUCAAACUCGAAACCGGGGUUGAAACUAAAAUUGAACGAGGGUAGCAUACCCAUCGGAUUGAGCUUCGGCGUCUUCGGCGGAACACGUAUUCUUGCCGACCCUACAUCUUUUGAGGAGCCCCUGCUGGACACCUCGGUUUCAAUUGUAAUCGAUGCUCGGGGACAACUUUUCUCCGUAAACCAAACUGGUGUCGGGGUACUCAAAACUGGCGAGCAGGACAUGGAAGUUGACACUACUGUGAACAAGGAGGAUGCUCUACUCCAGUGUAUCUCACUCGCAAAGGAGAGACACCACAAAUUGAAGGAACUUUUGAAUACUGCCAGUCGUGUAACACAUUAUGGCUCCUCCGACCGUACGUAA
This is a messenger RNA of Marasmius oreades (fairy-ring Marasmius), 978 nucleotides long. RefSeq lists its product as uncharacterized. The record is from RefSeq and is a predicted model, not a curated record. Bases 1 to 978 code for a protein of 325 amino acids. Gene Ontology annotation, biological process: U5 snRNA 3'-end processing; nuclear polyadenylation-dependent mRNA catabolic process; nuclear polyadenylation-dependent rRNA catabolic process. Lineage: Eukaryota; Fungi; Basidiomycota; Agaricomycetes; Agaricales; Marasmiaceae. Gene Ontology annotation, cellular component: nuclear exosome (RNase complex); cytoplasmic exosome (RNase complex). The transcript has 7 exons.